Molecule: messenger RNA, 3285 nt
Organism: Papilio polytes (common Mormon)
Lineage: Eukaryota; Metazoa; Arthropoda; Insecta; Lepidoptera; Papilionidae
Gene: tamo
Product: protein tamozhennic
Exons: 7
Coding region: 223-2481 (752 amino acids)
Cellular component (GO): cytoplasm
Source: RefSeq, a predicted model, not a curated record
UUGAUACCACUUCAGGUUCUACAUUUUGCAAAGCGAUAUUUUGUAUAGUUGGAUUGUUUUAAGAUUCAGAAUUAUUUUUAUAUUUUGGGGCGAUUCGUUAAGUUUCAUAAUUUGUGUGAACUAUUUUUGUCCGUUUGUUCUACAUUCGUGCGGAGAAAUAUAUUUUGACACCUAGGAAAAGAAUGUUCCUAUAAGUUCAUUCUCUAAGUGGGUGUUUGGGUGAUGAUGAUGGAUACCAUGGUGGAAAGGAUGCUGCGCAUGGAUCUACCAAGACUGUGGACUCACAUAGAGUCUGUGCAUUGUGACUAUGUUGAAAUGGAAGAUUGCACAGAUAAAAUAACACUGAAGAAGCAAUUGGAAGAUCACAUAAUGGAGUAUCUGUAUGUAGCUCCACCGGAGUCUAAAUUCAGCCUGGCUGCGACUGCGAAGGUGUUCCAACGGACAAUAACCGAGAUGUCGGACUUCAGUGCAUACCGCGCCGGCCUCGGCUGGGCGGCCAUUGAGAACUACGCUAAUAACAUCUACUUGCAGCCAUGGCGGAAUGAAUUUAAAGUUGUCAGGCUAUACUCGGGUUUCUUCAAGCACGAAGUGGAGGCUAACUUGGUGGGUGCGGACAGCAUGCUGCUGGCGCUGGGCUACCGGCCCGAGGAGCGCUGCGCCGCGCGCCUCCAGCUGCGGGAGCCCGUCUGCAAGGACUUAGCCCUAGCGGUCUCCGUGGACGCCAUUGUUGCACAGUGCGAGUGCCAGAUAAUGUCGCAAGUGCUGGAGCGGCUGGGGGGGCGCGGCGUGCGCGCCAGCUGGCAGGACGUGGCGCGCCAGCGCCAGGCGCAGCUGAGCCUGGUGCAGGCCGCGCCACCGCCCCCCACACUAGUAGCGGGCUACUAUGGCGACGAUUCGGAACUCUACUCGAAUAUGGCCGUGACGGUAAUGGGCGACACGCACCGCAUCAACAUGACACAAGGGCUGUACAAUGCCGGAGUACCGCAGGGUAACAAUGUCUGUCCCGGCGUGUCGCCUGUCGAGGAGCCCUUACCGCCGAUGUUGCACCCCCCAUACAUGGUGCAGCCGCACAUGGCCUACCCCGCGCUCCCGGCGCUCCCUGCCUACCCCCCCCUGCACUACUUCCCGGUGCAGCCGCCUUACAUGAUACCCAUGCCCGUGUACGCGCCCGUCAAACACGCCACCAACAUCCCCGUCAAUGGAUACCCGCCCAUACAGCAGUGCGCGUAUCCCGCCGCCCCCGCGGUGCCCGCCGUGCCCACCGCACAACUUAUAGAAUUGGACACGCCCUCCAUUUACGAGAACGGCAAAUUCGAAAGACAUCGAGAUGAAGAAAGAAGUAACAAGAAGAGCGGCAAGCAUCUCGACACACCUAAACGAACGUCAUCGAGAUCUGGUUUCAGUGACGUCACGCUACCGAGCCUGCCGCGCUCCGACACGCAGCCAGCCUUGAGCAAAGCCAAAGAGGACGGCAUGGGUACAUACGAAAGCUGGGAUUACGUGUUCAGGAAUUUGUCGAGUAAGGAUAAAGACGGGGACAGCAGAAGUGGCUUUUCGCAGUCCCUCGACAGAGAUUCGAGAACGUUAGAUAGAUUGGAAAGAGAGGAAAGGAGAUCUAAGUAUCAACCGACCACAUUGGAUUUGGAAGACGGAUUGCAAGCUCUCAACCUCGACCGGACUUACGACGAGGAGAUUUACAGGACGGCGACGGUCAACGAGAAUCUCAACAGGUUGAAGCAGGAACAGGAGUCGAAGCGGGCGAAGCAUCUCGGCAAGAAGCACGAGGAUGAUAAAAAGAAACGUCACUCGGCAGAAGCCAUCGGAAAUCCCAAAGCUGACGGCCUGAUACCCACCAAAGUGCCUUCGGAUAAAGUUAAACUACUGUCAAAGCAGGAAAUAAAAGACAGAAAGGAGAUUAUAAAACAGCAGAGUUCUGUUAAUGGGACCUUAUCGAACGGUGCCGUAGUAAAGAAAGUGAAAAAACCAGCAAAGUUGGUCGCUGCCGAGAUUGAAAGGAAUAGCAAAAGCAAACCGUUAGAGAAUGGCGUGGACCGAGCGUCGCACCUUACGAGGAUUGCUACAACAUCCAGUGCGCAGCCGAGUUACGACCUUAAGGCUCAGUUAGUCGUGACAUUAGACGAGCCUGACAACACUCGUCGCUCCCCACCGAAAUACAACCAUCACAACGGCGAUAAAGAAGGCUCUUUAAGUGGAAACCUGUACAAUAACGAGAAAGGGAGACCAAAUACGGCAGAGAGCGAGUCAAAGAAAGACAAAUGGCAAUGUUCUACAUGUACGUAUUUAAAUAAAUUAUCAUUACAAGCUUGCGAAAUGUGUGGUAAAUCCAAACGUGGUCCGGAGAUACAACCUCUGACGUCAGGCGGGCGAGAGUGCCCCGCCUGCACUCUCGUCAACACUCGCAAUGCCACCGCGUGCGACGCGUGCGGCACCAGCUUGCAACAUUGUCCCACAUACAUUUAGAGUUCAAAUUUCUAUGAUAAUGACUUUGAACAUGUUGCCAAGUUUGUUCUAGUUCAAACCCCGCCCUUGGACCAAACAUAUAAUAUAGUUACAAAUACAUGUGUAAAUUAAUCAAACUAAAAUAUAAACUUUUGGAUAUGUUUUUAAAUUAAUCUUUAAUGUUUUGUUAAUCCUUUUUAAAGACGGGUUUUCUUUAUCGUAUUCCUUUGGAUUCGACGAACGUAGCUCUCUCAAUGUACACGUCAACCGCAAGGGCGGGGUAAUUUUAUUAUUUAUUGUUUGAUAUAAUUUUUACCUCUAGUUUUAUUUAGUGGCAUCCCUAAUGUAGCAGAUGGAAGUUCCUUUAAGGCCCGGUGUCAUCUGUUAUUAUUUAUUUUUAUUAUAGUUUCACAUUGUGUCAAAAGUUCAUUCCAAUUUAAGAUUCGAACUAUCCAAACAAAUAAGCGUUGUUACAUUUUCUAAUCCCAUUGAAAAAUUAUUAAAAACGUUAUACAAUAGUGUUUUGAAUAAUUUUGCGAAAUCAUGUAAAAGGUGGUUUUAGUUUUUUUGAUUUUUGUUUUUAGAGUAAAAUUAUAGUAAUUUUAUCUAACUUUAGGUGUUGAGUUGGAAUGAACUAUACGUAGCUUCGAAUAUGUUGGCAUUAUGUGUAUAUUUUAAUGUUAUAUAAAGUCAUUAUAAUAUAUUCUCGUUAUUGUUAAAUUUGCUCAUGAAUAUUUUGUUUGUCUUGUAAUAUAUAAUAAAAAUUACUAAUUUAUUUGGUUACUACAGCUUAGUGAGACAGGGUAAUUGAAGGCGUAGGGAGAU